UUGACAAAUUCCGAUUGAAUUUGAACUUUGAAACCUCAAGGUUUAGCAUGCCUUGGUGUUGUCAAUCAGUCCAAUAUUAUUGGCAUAGAAAUUAAAAGUAAACCCAAAUUCUAAAUCAUGUUAUAUAGAUCUACCCUGUUUUUGGUCUGUACAAAUUCUUCUAUUGAUAUUAAAAUAAAACCAUAUUUAAAUGGAAAAAUAGACUAUUUAUAGCUGACCAACCAAGUUCCUCCUAAUUGGCUUAAACCACCAAUUAAAAAACCAUAAACAUUUUUUAUCACCUGGGUUAAAUACAAAGAACGAUUUUUAUUUUAUUUUUAAAGUAAAAUCCCAGAGAUUCAAAAGAUAUGCACAACAAAUUUGGACAAAAGAUAAGCGCUCUGUGAUGGGAUUGAACCAAGUAGUGACAAAUGUUACUACCUUCAUGGCUAUUUCCUCCCUAUGGAUUUUUCUUUUGUUUUAGUAGUGCACUAACGAAGUUCAAGCAUCUCAUAUAAAAACACUGCAAAGAAAAACACAUUUGGACAGUACUGGGACUAGAAAACCAGAAACUGCAAUCUCUGUCUGAAGUUUCAACUACCAAGGAAAAAAAAGAAGGAAAAAAAGAGAGAAAGAGAGAUGGGUUUCUGGACAUUGUUGGAGGUGGCUUGUAUGCCAACUUUCCAAGUUCUCAUAAUCAGUGUACUGGGAGCUUUCAUGGCAACUGAGUAUUGGAAUCUUCUCCCUGUAGACGCCCGGCGGUCCAUGAACAAGGUUGUGUUUGUGGUUUUCACCCCCUCACUGGUGUUUGCAAGUGUGGCCAAGACUAUUACAUUUGAAGACAUUAUUUCAAUGUGGUUUAUGAUCGUAAACGUGGGGCUUACAUUUCUAUUUGGAGGGAUACUUGGAUGGAUUUUGGUAAAGAUAGUCAGACCAAAACCUUAUCAGGAAGGCCUGGUAAUGGCUGCAUGUUCAUCAGCAAACUUGGGAAACCUUCCUCUUAUACUUAUCCCUGCAAUCUGUGAAGAGGAUGGGAACCCAUUUGGCGAUCAUAGUGUUUGUAAAAGGGUUGGACUCUCAUAUGUGUCUUUUUCCAUGGCGCUUGGGGGUUUCUUCAUCUGGACUUACAGUUACCAGCUGAUACGAACUUCAGCGAUGAAAUGGAAAGCGCUUCAAGCAAUUGAGGCAGCUGAGGAGGCCUCAAAGAAUCCCAACAGUGAUUUAGACGCUGAGGGGGAAACUCCCCUUCUCAAGGGAGAAGAUGAAGAGCAGGGUUCUAUAGUAGUUUCAUCAAAUGGUUCUAGAAACCAAGAAGCUAUAGUAGCCGAUGAAUCAGACGUACCAUUCAGCCGAAAAGUAGUAGCAUUUGUUAAGCAGAUUUUACAUGAGUUACUGGCACCACCAACGGUAGCUGCGAUUGUGGGAUUCUUUAUUGGGUCAAUUCCAUUUCUUAAGAAGAUAAUAAUUGGUGACAGCGCCCCCCUGCGGGUGAUCGAAGACUCUAUUACACAACUUGGGAAUGGAACCAUCCCUUGUAUCACACUUAUUCUUGGAGGCAACCUCAUCCAAGGUUUACGCAAAUCGACAAUCAAAAUUCCUAUCAUCAUUGGAGUGAUCAUUGUUAGAUACGUAGUAAUGCCCGUGAUUGGUAUCGGGAUUGUAAUAGGAGCAAGCAAGGUUGGGUUUCUACCAUCAGACCCUCUGUUCCAUUUUGUGCUGAUGGUUCAGUUUACCCUGCCACCUGCCAUGAAUAUUGGAACCAUGACCCAGCUGUUUGAUGUGGCUGAGGCAGAGUGCUCAGUGAUCUUCCUGUGGACAUACUUGGUUGCAGCCUUGGCACUUACUAUUUGGUCAACAGUCUAUAUGUGGCUCUUGUCUUGAACUGCCUUCAGCUGAGGAUGGCAAGCAUCCCUAAAUGGUGCAUUUUAUAGUGAGAGGCUUACACUUCAGAGGGAAGAAGGAUCUACAUUCCUGCAUUUGGGUGUUCUUUUGUCCUCCAUUUUUCGAUUCGAUUGGUUGUUUCAACUGGAAGAGAAAAAUUAAUUAGAGUAUGAUUUGGGCGUGUAUGUAGAUCCCAUUGUUUCGUUUACUUAUUGUGUAGUAGGAAAAAUAUAUAUAAAGAGAAGGGGGUGAUUGUGUGUUAGAUUUUUCAUAGCUCAAUGUUUCUCAUAGAUAAAGCCUUGAUUUAUGCAUUAUGAUUCAUUGUGGUGCACUGUUCUUGUUGAAUUGAAAUUAGUAUCAAUGCAAGCACCAAUUUUUAGCUUGGGA
Prunus dulcis (almond) is the source of this 2247-nucleotide messenger RNA. RefSeq names its product protein PIN-LIKES 5. The coding region runs from base 619 to 1860 and encodes 413 amino acids. The transcript has 11 exons. Gene Ontology annotation, cellular component: membrane. Gene Ontology annotation, biological process: endoplasmic reticulum to cytosol auxin transport. The record is from RefSeq and is a predicted model, not a curated record. Lineage: Eukaryota; Viridiplantae; Streptophyta; Magnoliopsida; Rosales; Rosaceae.